Sorex fumeus (smoky shrew) is the source of this 3585-nucleotide messenger RNA. RefSeq names its product ATPase Na+/K+ transporting subunit alpha 3 (gene ATP1A3). The transcript is spliced from 23 exons. The record is from RefSeq and is a predicted model, not a curated record. Gene Ontology annotation, biological process: potassium ion import across plasma membrane; sodium ion export across plasma membrane; intracellular sodium ion homeostasis. Bases 148 to 3189 code for a protein of 1013 amino acids. NCBI's taxonomy places the organism in Eukaryota, Metazoa, Chordata, Mammalia, Eulipotyphla, Soricidae. Gene Ontology annotation, molecular function: ATP hydrolysis activity; P-type sodium:potassium-exchanging transporter activity; ATP binding. Gene Ontology annotation, cellular component: membrane.
GCAUAUGAGGAGGCGGUGGCGGCGGCGCCGCAGACUCCGCACGGCCAGGCUGACGGCCGGACAGACGCGCGGACCGAGCCCGCCUGAGGCCCCUGCCCCGGCCCCGCGCCGCCUGCCCGCGCGCCUCUCGCCCCCGCAGCCGCCAAGAUGGGGGACAAGAAAGAUGACAAGAGCUCGCCCAAGAAGGGCAAGGCCACCAAGAGCCGGGACAUGGAUGACCUCAAGAAGGAGGUGGCUAUGACAGAGCACAAGAUGUCAGUGGAAGAGGUGUGCCGAAAGUACAACACAGACUGCGUGCAGGGUCUGACCCACAGCAAAGCUCAGGAGAUCCUGGCCCGGGAUGGGCCGAAUGCACUCACCCCACCCCCCACCACUCCCGAGUGGGUCAAGUUCUGCCGUCAGCUCUUCGGGGGUUUCUCCAUCCUGCUGUGGAUCGGGGCCAUCCUCUGCUUCCUGGCCUACGGCAUCCAGGCAGGAACUGAAGAUGACCCAUCUGGCGACAACCUGUACUUGGGCAUUGUGCUGGCCGCUGUGGUCAUCAUCACCGGCUGCUUCUCCUACUACCAGGAGGCCAAGAGCUCCAAGAUCAUGGAGUCCUUCAAGAACAUGGUUCCCCAGCAAGCCCUGGUGAUCCGGGAAGGGGAAAAGAUGCAGGUGAACGCCGAGGAGGUGGUCGUCGGGGACCUGGUGGAGAUCAAGGGUGGAGACCGAGUCCCCGCAGACCUGCGCAUCAUCUCGGCUCAUGGUUGCAAGGUGGACAACUCCUCACUGACUGGCGAGUCUGAGCCGCAAACCCGCUCUCCCGACUGCACGCACGACAACCCCCUGGAGACCCGCAACAUCACCUUCUUCUCCACCAACUGUGUGGAAGGCACUGCGCGGGGCGUGGUGGUGGCCACUGGGGACCGCACAGUCAUGGGCCGCAUUGCCACCCUGGCCUCAGGGCUGGAGGUGGGCAAGACGCCCAUCGCCAUUGAGAUCGAGCACUUCAUCCAGCUCAUCACUGGCGUGGCCGUCUUCCUGGGCGUCUCCUUCUUCAUCCUGUCCCUCAUCCUCGGCUACACCUGGCUGGAGGCUGUCAUCUUCCUCAUUGGCAUCAUCGUGGCCAAUGUGCCCGAGGGUCUGCUGGCCACUGUCACUGUGUGUCUGACGCUGACUGCCAAGCGCAUGGCACGCAAAAACUGUCUGGUGAAGAACCUGGAGGCUGUGGAGACCCUGGGAUCCACAUCUACCAUCUGCUCCGACAAGACUGGCACCCUCACCCAGAACCGCAUGACCGUCGCCCAUAUGUGGUUUGACAAUCAGAUCCACGAAGCGGAUACCACAGAGGACCAGUCAGGGACCUCGUUCGACAAGAGCUCACACACCUGGGUGGCGCUGUCCCACAUCGCCGGGCUCUGCAACCGCGCUGUCUUCAAGGGCGGCCAGGACAACAUUCCCGUGCUCAAGAGGGACGUGGCUGGUGACGCCUCUGAGUCUGCCCUGCUGAAGUGCAUCGAGUUAUCCUCCGGCUCCGUGAAGCUGAUGCGGGAACGCAACAAGAAAGUGGCCGAGAUCCCCUUCAACUCCACCAACAAGUACCAGCUCUCCAUCCACGAGACCGAGGACCCCAACGACAACCGCUACCUGCUGGUGAUGAAGGGCGCCCCUGAGCGCAUCCUGGACCGCUGCGCCACCAUCCUGCUGCAGGGCAAGGAGCAGCCACUGGAUGAGGAGAUGAAGGAGGCGUUCCAGAACGCGUACCUGGAGCUCGGCGGCCUGGGCGAGCGAGUGCUAGGUUUCUGUCAUUACUACCUGCCCGAGGAGCAGUUCCCUAAGGGUUUUGCCUUCGACUGCGAUGACGUGAACUUCACCACUGACAACCUCUGCUUUGUGGGUCUCAUGUCCAUGAUCGACCCACCCAGGGCAGCUGUCCCCGAUGCCGUGGGCAAGUGCCGAAGUGCAGGCAUCAAGGUCAUCAUGGUCACUGGCGAUCACCCCAUCACGGCCAAGGCCAUCGCCAAGGGUGUGGGUAUCAUCUCCGAGGGCAACGAGACGGUGGAGGACAUCGCAGCCAGGCUCAACAUUCCCGUCAGCCAGGUCAACCCCCGGGACGCCAAGGCCUGUGUGAUCCACGGCACUGAUCUCAAGGACUUCACCUCGGAGCAGAUUGACGAGAUCCUGCAGAACCACACAGAGAUUGUCUUUGCCCGCACCUCACCCCAGCAGAAGCUCAUCAUCGUGGAGGGCUGUCAGAGACAGGGAGCCAUCGUGGCUGUGACAGGAGAUGGUGUGAAUGACUCCCCUGCCCUCAAGAAGGCCGACAUUGGCGUGGCCAUGGGCAUCGCCGGCUCUGACGUGUCCAAGCAGGCGGCCGACAUGAUUCUGCUUGAUGAUAACUUCGCCUCCAUAGUCACCGGGGUGGAGGAAGGCCGCCUGAUCUUCGACAACCUCAAGAAGUCCAUCGCUUACACCCUGACCAGCAACAUCCCCGAGAUCACGCCCUUCCUGCUGUUCAUCAUGGCCAACAUCCCUCUGCCCCUGGGCACCAUCACCAUCCUCUGCAUCGACCUGGGCACUGACAUGGUCCCUGCCAUCUCCCUGGCCUACGAGGCUGCUGAGAGCGACAUCAUGAAGAGACAGCCCAGGAACCCACGCACUGACAAACUGGUGAAUGAGAGGCUCAUCAGCAUGGCCUAUGGGCAGAUCGGAAUGAUUCAGGCCCUCGGAGGCUUUUUCUCCUACUUUGUCAUCCUGGCGGAAAAUGGCUUCCUGCCUAGCAACCUGGUGGGUAUUCGGCUGAACUGGGACGACCGCACCAUCAAUGACCUGGAGGACAGUUAUGGACAGCAGUGGACCUAUGAGCAGAGGAAAGUGGUGGAGUUCACCUGCCACACAGCCUUCUUCGUGAGUAUCGUGGUGGUCCAGUGGGCUGACCUGAUCAUCUGCAAGACCCGGAGGAACUCGGUCUUCCAGCAGGGCAUGAAGAACAAGAUCCUGAUCUUCGGCCUGUUCGAGGAGACAGCCCUGGCCGCUUUCCUGUCCUACUGCCCCGGCAUGGACGUGGCCCUCCGCAUGUACCCGCUCAAGCCCAGCUGGUGGUUCUGUGCCUUCCCCUACAGUUUCCUCAUCUUCGUCUACGACGAAAUCCGCAAGCUCAUUCUGCGCAGGAACCCCGGGGGUUGGGUGGAGAAAGAAACCUACUACUGACCUCAGCCCCGCCACAUGGCCGUCUCUUCCCCGCCCCCAUGCCCAGGACAGCCCCCUCCAGUCCCCCGCAUUUUGUAUUCUGGGGGGAGGGGCCCUCUCUCCCUGUGGUUCCGCCUCAGCCCCCACUCCCUCCAGGUAUCUCCUGCCUCUCGCCUCCCCCCCACCCUCUGGCUGGCUUCUCGCCCCGCCCCAGCCCCGCCCCUGGUCCAGGCCCCGCCCCUGGCCCCGCCCGGCCCUGGCCCUGGCCCCGCCUCUCUCCUUUCUCUUUUCUGUGUCUGUUCUCACCUGCUCACCCACUCCCAGCCGCCUCCCUGGGCUCUUUUAUACUCCCCUUCACCCCGGCUGACGCCGUCUCUGGUUCUGGACAAUUAUCAAAUAUAUCAGUGGGAGAGAGAA